Hevea brasiliensis (rubber tree) is the source of this 2109-nucleotide messenger RNA. Its product is annotated as multicopper oxidase LPR1. The record is from RefSeq and is a predicted model, not a curated record. NCBI's taxonomy places the organism in Eukaryota, Viridiplantae, Streptophyta, Magnoliopsida, Malpighiales, Euphorbiaceae. The transcript has 3 exons. Gene Ontology annotation, molecular function: copper ion binding; oxidoreductase activity. Bases 138 to 1859 code for a protein of 573 amino acids.
AUUUAUUAGUAUCUCUCAUAUAUACCCUCCAAAGCUUUCUCUUUAUCUCUCUUCCUCAUCAAGAAUCAUUUCAAAUUCUCUCUCUCUCUCUCUCUCUCUCUCUCUCUCAGUUGCUGGGUGGCUAGUGUCUUGUUUCCAUGGAUAGGGUUCUGGUGUUUAGUGUGCCAUUGUUAGCUCUGUUUCUGGUGCUUACUACAACAUGGGCAGAAGACAGGCUAAUAAAUCCAUCCCAGUUGGAAAUGUUUGUUGACGAGCUUCCAGAUAUGCCCAGAAUCCAUGGUUUUGAUGUUGUGAAUGGUGUUCCCAAACCUAAGCGGCUAAGGAUUGGCAUGUUCAAGAAGGAAUGGAAAUUUCAUCGGGACCUACCUCCAACACCAGUAUUUGCCUACGGUGUGUCAAAGAACAAUGCAACCGUCCCCGGUCCAACAAUUGAGGCCAUCUACGGCGUUGAUACCUACGUGACAUGGAAAAAUCACCUCCCUUCAAAGCAUAUACUUCCAUGGGAUCCAACAAUCCCAACUGCCGUACCUUCCACGAAGAGGGGCAUUCCCACUGUUGUGCACCUCCAUGGUGUCAUUGGUGAACCCGAGAGCGAUGGACAUGCAGAGUCAUGGUUCACCAAUCGAUUUGCAGAAAAGGGACCCACUUGGACUAAGAAAACGUAUCAUUACCGCAACUUUCAACAACCUGGAAACUUAUGGUACCAUGAUCAUGCCAUGGGGUUGACUAGAGUCAACCUAUUGGCUGGCUUGGUUGGAGCCUACAUUAUUCGACACCCUAAGGUUGAAGGCCCACUUGGUCUACCUUACGGCGAUGAGUUUGAUCGGACUUUGAUGGUGUUUGAUCGGAGCUUUCGCAUCAAUGGUUCCAUAUACAUGAAUUCUACUGGAAACAAUCCCUCCAUACAUCCACAGUGGCAACCGGAGUACUUUGGGGACGCAAUUAUUGUCAAUGGCAAGGCAUGGCCACAUGCGACAGUACGACGUCGUAAAUAUAGAUUUCGCAUUAUAAAUGCUAGCAAUGCUAGAUUUUUCAGAUUCUUUUUCACCAACGGUCUUAGAUUUAUCCACGUGGCAGCUGACUCUGUAUAUCUUGAAGAACAUGUAGUGACAAAUGAAAUCCUCUUAGCUCCAUCUGAAAUUGCUGAUGUGGUUAUUGACUUUUCAAAGUCAAAGUCAGACACUGUUAUUUUAGCCAAUAAUGCAAAGUAUCCCUUUCCAGACGGGGACCCAGUCAAUGAAGCGAAUGGGAAGGUGAUGAAGUUCAUCAUCAAGAAGGAUAAGGAGGUGGACACGUGGAGAGUGCCAAAAAAGUUGAUAAAAUAUCCUUCUCCAGAAUUAUCCAGUGCAUCCCAAACUCGAUACAUCGCUCUAUACGAGUACACAAGCAACACUGAUGAGCCAAUUCAUCUUUAUAUCAAUGGAAAACCUUACGAAGAACCAGUGACUGAAACCCCAAAAGAAGGGACCACAGAGGUAUGGAAUGUGAUCAAUCUAACGGAGGAUAAUCAUCCAUUGCAUAUUCAUUUGGGAUUAUUCGUGGUGAUGGAUCAAACGGAGUUGAUCAAUAUAGAGGAGUUUAAAGCUUGCAUGAAUAAAUCGAACGAUGCAAUUAAAUGCAAAAUAAACAAGUAUGCAAGCGGCAAGAAGUUAGAGGUGCCAGCACAAGAGAAAGGGUGGAAGAACGUGUAUAAGAUGACACCAGGGUAUGUGACAAAGAUUCUAGUGAGAUUUGCUUACAUCCACUCGAAUGCAUCUUAUGCGUUUGAUGCAACUGCAGAGCCUGGUUACGUCUACCAUUGCCAUAUACUGGAUCAUGAAGACAAUGUAAUGAUGCGACCCUUGAAGUUAAUUCGUUGAAGAGGCGAUUUAGUAGUCAGAGACAGACCUCUUAGUAGCAAACUUCAGUCUCAGAUAUACAGAAGAUUGGGCUUUCUGGCCCAACACCUUUCUAAACGAGGACCACCACGCAUUUGGAAAAGCCCAGUGCCAGUGGUCAACGAUCUAGGCUAUGUACUUGUUAGCUUUGUAGACCUUUGUGAGAGUUGUAUUGUAGACUGGUAGUUUUAUGGAAUAAAUUGAUAGAAGAGUGCUCUCUCUCUUUCACUUU